GUCAUGGAAUCAAUUCAGUCGAAAAUUGGACUGUCGAAUGUUCAGCUACAAAAACUGCCAACAAAUGUACUACCGAUAAUGCUAAUCACAUUUUCGAUCUGAGAGAUAAUGUAAUUGAUAUAGUGGUCAUCACUAAGGAUUAUGGAACUUUGUUUUAUGUCUUCAAAUGUUACUCAUUUCGUCGGAAUUUGAGCAGAUGAGUACCAGAAUUCGAUUGUAUUUUCAUUAUACUUCCUCGUUGGAGGCAUACCCACGUCUCUACUAUUUUGACGGAAGAUUUAGGGAUUUACUGCAAAGGUUUAAAAGAAUUUUAAGUCCACUACCUAAAGACGUGCAUGAUGAACAUUUAUUAUUAGAUGCCAACAAGUUGAGCGAUAUUCUCAAAAAUGGUUUUAACAUCAUUAUUGUUGGGAAAGGCGAUCUUACUCCGGAUGACUUGUUUGUAUCGGUACAGAAUGUAGAGGACAGCAAACGUAUACCUACAACGUCUUGUAUUACUGUAUUCAUUUGUUAUGUAAAAGUAGAUGAUUUGGAACAAACAGUCGCAGAGGAGAUAGUGCAGACAAUUGAAUAUUUGAAAGAGACAGGUAGAGAUCGAGAUGAAUUUGCAGAUUCAUUUAUUAUUGCCUGCAAAACAAGCAAAUCAGCAUCGGAUGAAGAAAUACUACGUUUUCGAGAAGAAAUUCGUCUGAAAGCAGAGGUGACACUUGGCUGUGUCUUAGACACUGACAAUGUCAUUAUUUCGACAGGGGAAUGUGAUAUUAAACACCGCAUUUCAUAUAUAUACGAACGCUGCAUCAUUGAGUUGUUAAUCAGGAUCCGUUCAUUUCUUGGGUUAUUCGUUAAGAAAAGACGGCAAAUAGAACAGAAUCAAACCUGUAUUUUGCACCAGACACCGGUUUUGUCGGCCAUUUUAGGUUUUCUAAGAAAUAGGUUUUAUUUAUCAGAUAUUUCUUACUUGAAACAUAAUAGAAAAUCUUUCCUUAAUCAAGUAAUACCUCGUUUGGCACGUCACGUGAGAUGCACAAUAAUAACACUCGUGUCCUCAAAAUAUACUUUGCCCACUUGGUUAUGCACUCGGCUACUAAACGUAACUGAGUUUGAAGACGUUUUGAUUAAAUCAGUUUCAAACAAAACCCGGUACGUGCUGGGUAAACUUGAGCAUACUAACGUAUCUAAACAUAUGGAAAUACAAAAUGUCAAAAAUGGCGUCCUCGAACUUGAAUCCAAAGUAUUGAAUCCUUCAAACUGUUUUACAUUUGAUUUCAUCUUGCUUUUUCUUCAAAGAGACUUUGAGGACGCGUCCUCGAAUGCAGAAAAGAAAAUAUCUUCAAUGAGAAAAGUAUCAAUCACCAUGAGUAAAAUGAUAUACGAAAUAGAUGGUUAUUUGAAACAAACGAUCGUAAAGCACGAUAAAUUCCCACAUAAAGAUUCCACUGUGACGAUCCCUACCAGCCUACGACACAAUAUUCUGGCAAUGAAAGGUGUCUAUGGAAUGGGAACAAUAUAUGGUGUUAUAGAGAUCCACUUACUAGUAGAUAAAGACAGUCUUGACAAAGCUCUGUUAGAUCGUCUAGAGUUGUUGAUGCGAGAAAUUCACUUGCAAAAUUCAUACAGAAUUAAACACAUCAAACACUAAACGACGCGGGAAACGCCGCAGACAUUGCCGAUGUGAUGUCUUAGCUGUUGUCCGUAAACCACAGAUCAAGCAUUGGCAUAUAGCCCAAAACUAGCCGAAAAAGCACGAAACUGUUUCUAAGAAAUUUAUGCUGUAUUAUAUAACUUCUGCUUUUUGUCUGAUUUAAACAAUAUUCUAUCUAUAUCUGUACCUUUUUGGCAACAUAAUUGCCUCUAUAAAAUCUAUGAUAAGUUAUGAACUUGGUUACCUUAGGUUACAGACAGACAAACAGACAGACAGACGGAUACUUUUAUUUACAAUCAGGUUCUACAGCAUGUAAACAUGAGAACAACAUGAUUUAUUAUAUUAACAAAUGUUGGUGUUUAUACACAGCAAUAUUUAAACAAACAUUUACAUGGUGUUUUUUUCACAAAUCAGGUUACUAGGUCAAAUCAUACUACAAAAAAGAAAUUGUAAUCAUUUUAGAGACGAUACUUUCUUAUUAAUCAUAGUAAUUUCUUAUCAGCUUGUUUACCACAUUAAAACCUUAAUCAAUAUUAAAACUGCGUUAUAUGAGUUUUAAAACUAUGUCAUUAGGUUAAGUUAUAGAAAACCCUUGUUCACAUCCAAGAGGCCACGUAAUAGAAAAAUAAAAAAAAAAGGAAAUAUUGCUUACACGCUGGAGCCUCGUUAUCGUCUAAACAGUUACCGUCAAGGCCGAAAAUUCCCAUCUGCACCUACAAACAGUGAAAGAAUCUUAUAAUAUUGAACACUUAUAUGAAAUUUCUACAAUUAUGGUUAAAAUUAUCGAGAAAAUAGUUUUGAAAUAACCUAUACUUUUCGAUUUUUUUAAUAUGUUGGACAGUUUUUGUUUAAAAAUAGGUAUGUUUGA
Mercenaria mercenaria is the source of this 2510-nucleotide messenger RNA. RefSeq lists its product as uncharacterized. The record is from RefSeq and is a predicted model, not a curated record. The transcript is spliced from 6 exons. Bases 167 to 1639 code for a protein of 490 amino acids. Lineage: Eukaryota; Metazoa; Mollusca; Bivalvia; Venerida; Veneridae.